Talaromyces marneffei is the source of this 1266-nucleotide messenger RNA. RefSeq lists its product as uncharacterized. Gene Ontology annotation, cellular component: mitochondrion. Bases 1 to 1266 code for a protein of 421 amino acids. NCBI's taxonomy places the organism in Eukaryota, Fungi, Ascomycota, Eurotiomycetes, Eurotiales, Trichocomaceae. The transcript is spliced from 3 exons. The record is from RefSeq and is a predicted model, not a curated record.
AUGCGACCACCGGUACGGCUACUCAAGCCUCUGGAGGCACCUAGUCUCCGAAGCUCAAAAAACGCCUUGUACGUUUGCUCCAAUUGCCGCUACGAUGCCUCCCUCCCGUCAUCCUCGCAGCACCAAUCUCGUCGUUAUGCCAGCGGUAGCGGAAACACCCCCUUCACCGACAAGAUUCGACGACGAAUCUGGGGAACCGAUAACCCUCCUGGUUUGGAAGAUCCAUAUGGCGGUGAAGGUGUAAUUGCGAAGGAAUGGGCAAAGCGCAAGGCUCAAUAUAUGGGCGAGGACAAACGCGAGGCUCAGCAAAAUGACGGAAAGGAACAAGUUCCAGAGGAAGAGGAAGACCACGAAUAUGACGAAGGAGAGGGUUUGCUUCCGGCGGAUUUUACGCCUGCUACCACGGCGCAUGAUUUGCCGAGGAUGGGUCAUUUGAGUCAAUGGAAUGACUUUCCACCCUCUCAGGCUGAUAUAUAUCAAGGAUUUUUGUCCCUUAAGAAAGCCAAUCGCAGCGCCCACUUCCGCUCAGCCGCUCAAUCUGUCGCUGUCGAAUUGAGUCUUUUGCACGAACUCAAGAAACCAUUAUCGUUAGCUUGCGACCUGACUAGACACGACCAGAUGAUCUGGAAGAUGAUUAGAGAAUGCCAGAUCAAAGAUGGAAACCUGAAAUUCCCUAAUGAGAAAACAAAGGAGACACUAUUCUUUGUCUUUAACCAGCUUGGAGAGACCCCAGAGGUUCAAACGGAGACCACCGCUGAAGCUACUGAAGCUGCAGUUGACGUAACUGAGCAACUCGAAGCUGAAGCAGUGGCCGACGAAGAGUUCGAAGUUGAGGAAGUCGCUGAAGUCGAGGAACCUCAAGGAAUAGUGGAUGCUGUUCACUCCUUCGCAUUGAAACACACAAAAGCCCCCAAAGACGAAGGAUAUCUUCAAUUCUCCCUUGCUGACCCCGCCAUCAAAUUCGCCUUCUUCAAACGCUACUCUCAAAUAACCGGCCACCACAUGCAAGACAUCUGCGCCUACAAUGCCAAAUCCAUCGGAGAUGUAAUCGCACACGUCGAAAAGAUCUACUGCCGCCCCCAGAAGCUAGCGAAGGAACUACGAACGUUGAAAGGACGUCUCGAUAUUCCGAACUUGGCCAUCUAUUCCAAGCGAUACACCAAAGCGCAGCAUGAUCGUGAAGUGGGCAGAGCGAAACUUGUGGAGGCAGCUUUGAGGGAGAGAGGGUUGUUGAAGGAGCAGAGUGAGAGCAAGUUCCGCUUAUAA